Molecule: messenger RNA, 1488 nt
Organism: Penicillium atrosanguineum
Lineage: Eukaryota; Fungi; Ascomycota; Eurotiomycetes; Eurotiales; Aspergillaceae
Product: putative aldehyde dehydrogenase
Exons: 4
Coding region: 1-1488 (495 amino acids)
Molecular function (GO): aldehyde dehydrogenase (NAD+) activity
Source: RefSeq, a predicted model, not a curated record
AUGGCAUCAUUGACAGUGAAAGGCGUGGAAGGUCGUCUGGUCACAGUUCCAACGGGCCUAUUCAUUCAUAAUGAAUUUGUACCGUCGUUAAGUGGCAAGACACUGGAUGUAGAAAACCCCUCAACUGGUGAAAAGUUGGGAAUUAUUUCUGCCGCCACUGCGGAUGACAUUGAUAGAGCUGUCAAAUCAGCCAAGGCCGGCUUUGAAACAUGGAAGACGGUUCCUGGAUCCGCAAAAGCCAAGCUCCUUAUCAAGCUUGCCGAUUUAAUACAACGCGAUACUCAUGAUCUGGCAUCUCUGGAGGCGGUCGACGCCGGUACUCUAUACACGGACUCCGUGGGACUCAAUGUACCACAAGCCAUCGGAUGUCUGCGGUAUUACGCCGGCUGGGCUGACAAAAUCGAUGGAAAGACGCUUGAUAUGGACGGCGGCAUUGCUUAUACUCAUAGAGAGCCCCUUGGUGUCUGCGGUGCCAUUGUUCCGUGGAAUUCCCCAUUGAUGAUCACGAUUUGGAAGCUGGCCCCAGCAUUGGUGACCGGUAAUUCCCUGAUUAUCAAGUCAUCGGAACUAUCUCCGCUGUAUGCGCAAAGAUUGGCGGAAUUGGUUAAGGAAGCAGGCAUCCCCGCAGGAGUAGUGAACAUUGUGACCGGCGAAGGCAGCAGUGCGGGUCAAGCCCUGUCAGAACACAUGGAAGUCCGCAAGAUCGCUUUCACUGGAAGUGAUAUCGCCGGCCGGAAAAUACUUCAGGCUGCAUCUCGAACCAACUUGAAAAAAGUAAGCCUGGAACUUGGAGGGAAAGGUCCGUCCAUCGUAUUUGACGAUUGCGACCUCGAGAAUGCAUUGCUCUGGACACGCAUUGGAAUUACAGCAAAUAAUGGUCAGAUUUGUGCUGCCGGGUCUCGCAUCUAUGUUCAGGCCUCAGUCUACGAUCGGUUCGUUGAAGCAUACAGAAAUGCUUCUGUCAGCGCGCCAACCGUCGCGGGUGACCCGUUAGACACCUCAACCACCAAGGGUCCAGUCGUGAGUCAGGCUCAGCAUCAAAAGAUUCUUGACUAUAUUCGACAGGGCAAAGAAUCCGGUGCCCGACUUUUGUUUGGUGGUGAACCUAUUGGCGAUAAGGGCUAUUUUGUGCAGAACACAGCAUUUGCGGAUGUGGCCGACGACGCGACGAUCAUGCGUGAGGAAAUCUUCGGUCCUGUGGCGAGCAUUGCCAAAUUUUCCACCGAAGAGGAAGUCAUCGCAAAAGCAAAUAACUCUCAUCACGGCUUGAGUGCUGCUAUUUUUACUAACGAUGUGAACAGGUCGCAUCGAGUGACCAAGGAGCUUGAGUCCGGCCAGGUUACUGUAAAUGCCUGGGCAAUGCUCGCUCCCAACGUUCCGUUCGGUGGGGUGAAGGAGAGCGGAUUUGGAAGAGAUAUGGGAGAAGAAGCCUUGGAGGGGUGGACAACGGUGAAAGCAGUCAAGUACCAUAUUCUUCCGCGACUCUGA